CAUAAAAUGAAACAGCUCGCUGUGGUGAAUCUGACUCGUAAAAUAAAACAAGUCGGUGACGGUGCGAAUCUGAAUCGUAAACGAAGCCACUCGCUCUCGGUAAAGACUUGGGGUCGGUGCUAUUAUCGGAUCGGUUCUCGAGGAACAGGUAGUUCUCUAAGUAGCCUCAAAAAACCUUAUUUAUAUUAAACCCCACCCUUUUAAUAUCGCAUUUUGUAACCCACCAGCUAACCCACUUUGGAGCUCACUUACAAUUUUUUUAUAGUCCGCUGCUACUGUGUAGUACCAUGUGUUUGCGUUGCCUAUACGAGUGUGAGUAUCAUCUUGUUUGCAAAGCCUCCAAAUAGGCACACGACUCAGACUCAUACGCUUGGUGACAGUCGUAAGUCAUUCCUUCUUCUUACGCCCCAAUAUAGACCAGAUCAAGAAUAUCAUCCUUUUCGUUGUUUAUUAAAACUGUAGGAAGGAGAGGUGCAAGUAGGAGGUACAUAAGGAGAUAAUAUCUCUUUCAGGUUGGGUCUUGCUAGCGUUCCUCCCUCUCUUUUUCAUCUCAGAACAACAAUUAUCCAAACAUAAUCUGUUUUACUCCUUGCUAGCAUUGAUUCUCUUUCAUGAUCUUCUCCGAACAACAAUUAUGCCUUUCUAGCCGCUUCUCAUCUUCAACAUCCUGAGAACACGACGGCCGACAAGAUGACGAGACGAAAGAGAAAUGCGCACAAGAAGAACACGAAUACGAAGAACAAGAAGAAUCAAAACAAGAAACGUCCGCAACAACAGCCAACUUAUGGCGUCUCGUGAUAAUCAUCCUCCAUCACCCAUCAGCACCCAUAUUCUCAACUUUUGGACCAGUACAGUCCUCAUCUUGCAGCUCGUAUUUCUUUCUCAACCCUAUUCAGAAGACACCAGUUGUACUGCAUCUUGGACCUCCCGCUGUAGUUUUGUUCUUACAGGAAUUAUUUGAUUGCAAUUUUUGUCAAAAAAUCCAAAGUCAACACAUCUCUUACUACGGCUCAUCAUCAUGGCAUAAGUUUGCAGCUUAUGUAGCAGGGUAACAAAACAGCUUGCUCCGCUAAGAUGGUCGAUGCGUUUGCGUCGUCCUGUUAUUUCAAGAUGAGUAAAAGUAGAUAACGGUCUUUUAGUAAUUGAAGUUUGGAUAUGACUAAGGAUGAAUGUGACUCCUAAUUCUUUUUAACUUCAAGAGUGAGUUAACUCCUUACUUAAGUUAAUUAUUGACAAAGGGGAUUCAUUUAUGUUAGAGGGGAUCACUCAUUAAGAAAGUAAGGAUAGAAGCAUAAUCACUUCUAUCACUAAAAACUAAAAGGAGUGACAUUAACUUGAGUAAGGUUAUUGAUGAAUAUGUCUCCCAGUUUUCCUGGUAGGCCCACACCUAACCUAACCUAAGUAAGAGCUCUUUUUUUAAGUAUGAAUGUUGUAGUGACUCCCAAGAUAAAGGUCUAGUAAUUGAGCCGUUCUAUUUUUUAGCAUGCGACUCCGAAGAAGGUCAAGUUGCAUCUCAUCACCACCAGAUGGGUUAUCUUGUUGAAUGUGACUCCCAAGGUCAAGCUGCAUCACCACCAGAUGGGUUGAUGUCUUGUUCUUGCGAUUGAUAAAUUAAGAUAAUGGAGAAGUACGAUCUACUGCGCUCUAACUUCUAUCGCCGAACUCUGUGGAGCGGACGACGCUUCAGCCGCGACAGACGACAAGACGCCACAACAGCAGCACGCUAUGCUGCCGCUCGCAUCGUGCACGAUUUUCGGCCAUGGCGACUGGCCUCUCGAGCAUGCCUGAAGUAGCCUCUCGUGAACACAGGCAGAGUGUUAGUCAGAAACUCGGCGCCACAUAUGAUGGCUAUCGUAUUUUUAUUUUUUUCCAAAAAUAAAUAAUUGGGCUUUCACUAAGUCAGUUGCUUUUUGGAAUGUAUAUGAAAAUGAUUCCUGAACAAGAUCUAUAAAAAUGCUUUCCCUUCUUUUACUUUUUAUCAACCAACAGCAUUCAUUCAUUUACUUGCAACUUACUACUUUCCCUUCAUAUUUUUGUCAUGUGGAUUGUUAUUGUUUCUCCCCGCAUACUUUUUUCUUGAUACGAAUGAAAGAUACUUUUUGGUUUUUCUUGGUAUAUAUAUAAAAAAAUUCUACUUCUACAGAUCCUGGUGAUAAGGGACCCUCGACCAACGAAGGCGAUAUGCGAGGCAUGAUCAUGCGGGAGAAGGUGUUAUAUGUCUUUGUACAGCACAAUUAUUGUCGUCAGUAUUCGCGCCUUAGGAAAGAGUUACAACGUGCCGAACCUCUAUGACGCCCCUAUGGCAGUCUGCGCUGAUCUUUCUGCGAUAUUCCUUGUAUUGUAAAUUGCAUGUUUGUUGUGUGUAUCUCUCUAUUCAUUGUCUAUUUUAACGCAACAGCACAGUAGUUUGUUCUCACAAAGUCGAAAUGUCAAAGAUGAUAGAUGCACGAUAGUCAAACUAACUAUACUUCAAAAUGAUACAACAUAAUUUUUAGGAGCGGAUAAUGAAUCAAGAGAGGGAGGAAAAGGCCGUGGCUUUACUGGAAGAGAUGCAGCAAAUAGAGAAGAUAAUUGCGCCUCAGUUGCUUAACUUGGCUGAGAAGCACGCGGUAGCAAAACAGAAGGUGAUUAAGGACUCUCUUUGUAGAUACUUAGGAAGUAACCCUAUAGAGGUAUAAUAUGAGUUAAAAGUUCUAAUCUUUCUUCUUCGUUUCUCCCGUACUAUCGUGGUUCGUUUUUCUUUGUUUGUGGUCCUCUUCCUUUUCCGAUUGAGGCGCUCCCGCUAACAAGUUUAAUUAUAUAUAGCUACAAGAUUAAGCAGCCAAGUCCGACACUGCCGAAAGAUGCCGAAAGUUCACACAAAGCCAGCCCAUCAACUUUCGACGAAACUGCGAGAAGUCUUGCAGACUCUUCGCACGUGAGUCAUGGCAGGCUGGCCAUGUCGUUGCGGCUAGGAUCAGACCACUGCCAAGCCCUUCAGGCACGACACGACUACAAACCGCCCGGCGGCUCCAUAAAGGCCAAGGCAGAAACUAGCCGAGCAGACUCAGCCACACCGUUCCCCAAGGCAGAAACACAGCCAAGCCCGUUGGUAUUUAUUUUAGAAAAGCUGGCCGCUUCUCUUUCAAACUGGGGCGGCUCGCUCCGUGGCGACAGGCCUCGCGCACUGGCUGGCCCACCGUCGUCCCUCCAAGUUACUUAGUGAAUUCGCUGGCUGUAGUCAUGUCGCUCAGUUGAUUGCCAUCGGCUUCAUUGUUGGGCCUUUUCAUCUUUUCGCCCAGUCUGUCACUGACUUCAGACAGGGCGCGAACACAUAGCCCACCAAGCGGCUAAGCCUUGCAAGGGGGCGCUUGCAGUGCGUACUUGCUUCCAUAGAAUGAUAGACACACGCGCGCGCGCAGUCCGUCGCCCGCGGCGGCGCGGGUGAAAGGAUGGCUCUGCUCAUUCUUUCGCUUGUUCUUGCUAGGUGCCGCACGUACGUUGCGAGAAAGUUAGUUACCUACGCGACGCGCGUAGACUCAUUGCUGACGAGCUAAGUAAAGAACUAAGCCAACAACCAAGGCGCCAGCCCUUGCCUGUGGGCUCGCUCGCUCCAGGGGCUGAGUGAAUUGAAAGCAGGGGGAACAACUACGCAGCUGGCGCCGUUCGGCCCGCCCAGGGGGAUUGAUCCAGCAAGCGAAACACAGCUCGGCGCGUGGCUAGCACGUGAGAAGUUUAGGCGUGUCUGCUUGGUCACUAUGUGCGCAUAGCGUUCGGCCCGUCGCGUCGAUGCCUCGGCACUUCUUGGCUGGCUCUGGGUCUGUCUUGGCGUAGCGAGAUGCUUGCGUAGGUACGCAGGUACCUAGCUACCUACGCGCCGUCCCCCGUAGGCGGACAAGUGGCCCCAGCGCUCGGCGAUGUGUCUAGGUGCAACUGCGUGCUCCGUGUCGACGACGGACUGUGGGAGGGCGGCUGUGGCUCUCUUUCGUUACCCACGUAGCUAGGGCAUGCGCGCCGCCUGCGUGUGUGCUUUUCGUUCUCUACAUAUUCCACUCGGCAAGGCAGGCCUCACGCACUUACUUAGUGAGUGGAGCAGGCUGGGACCGCCUGGGCUCGAUGUGGCGGGUGUUUCUGUGUGACUGUUUAAGCCACUGAGUAGGUAGCGGCGCCUGGCCACUUUCUUACUCUCUUAAUUCCUUGGCUGCCUUCGUAAUGCAUGGGCUCGCUUGGGCGGGCGGAGUUUGAACCUCUUGGGCCCAUUGGGUGGCUGACGCUCAGCGUCCGCCCAGUUGGAAAAUUUACUAAAGUCCGCGUCUCCUUUCGUUUAGUAGUUUUUUGGACAGAUUCGGCCGGUUUUUUAUCGCAAAAAAUGAACCAGGGCCGAAAGCUGCCGAAAGUUUCAGCAGGGCCGAAAGUUGCCGAAAGAUGCCGAAAAGGGCCGAAAGCUGCCAAGAGUUUUUCUCGGUAAUUUUCGGCAACUCUCGGCCCUUUUCGGCAUCUUUCGGCAACUUUCGGCAACUUUCGGCAGCUUUCGGCAACUUUCGGCAACUUCCGGCAAAUUUCGGCAACUUUCGGCAAAUUUCGGCAAAUUUCGGCCCUGCUGAAACUUUCGGCAACUUUCGGCAGCUUUCGGCCCUCGUUCGUUUUUUUGUGAUAAAAAAACCGGCCGAAUCUGAUCAAAAAGCUACCAAACGAAAGAGGGCGCGGACUUUGGUAAGCUUUCAGCUUGGUAGCGAACGAGGCUGGCAGAACGAGGAACGAAAGUAAGGCGCACCCGCAGCCAGCCAGACUGACGGACAGCCACCCCCCCCCCGCGUAUCAGGCACAUGCAGCGCGUUGCCAGCAGCUGACGUGUAGUAAUGCUGGGCGAGCUAUGGAGAAACGAAAGCAGGCACACCGACACAAAGGGACUGGCGCGCAGGCUGGCACGUAGUAGACGACCGGCGGGCCUACCCACCGAGGCAGGCUGGUGCCAGCCUGCGCCGCUAGCUUCGUCGUUCAAUCGGUAAGGACUCACACAGGCUGACUGCUUGACUCAUGUAUGGCCAGGCCAGCCAAUGCCAGCACUUUCCCACCAACGAACCUACGAACGCUGGGGAGGUUCGUUCCCAGACUGCUGGACACCCACAGACACAGGCGCGCGGGUUCUGUAGACGCACUGGAACUGACGCACAUCCGCGCGGAGUCCGAUACAGUUAUAGACAGGGGGACAGGCUGGCAAAGCCUGGAGGGCGGGGAGGGUGUGGGCCAUCCAACCACGCAAGCAAGAUGCUUGCGUGGGCCGCACAGUAAGAAAAGAAGGCUACCUUGUAUCUAUCAAUAUCCACACAUAGACAUAGGUAGCUAACCAAGUAAGUGGCAGAUGGAUGCUUGCUAUGUAUCAGGUUGUAGCAUCUUUUUAGGGAGCUAACCUCGGUAGCGCUGGCAGGCUUGCUUGCUAAGAAAGUAGUAGUCUGCCAGCCGCGUAAAUUUUUCUCCCGUUCGUUCUAUCCUUGUUGCUGAAACAAAGACGCCGAGCUACCAGUGUACAGAUGGGUGCAUAGAUAUAGAUAAUCUAGCGCCAGCGAACCACUCAUAUUCAGUCAGUCCACGCCUGCGCUCCAUACUUACAUCGAUCCAGUGACAGACCGACGAGGCAAGCCGAAGGCAAGUGAGUAAGUUAGUAUGUGUCCAUGCUGCCAACGACGAAGGCGCGAAACAUGGAAGCAAGACCUUGGUCCCACCAACAAACACACGAGCACAAAACAAGGAGCGAAGCCGUCGCCCCCGCGACGAAUCGGGGACAAACUGUGGGCACUCUCUGGACCAAGGCCGGCGACUGAAAAGACACCAGCGCACAACAGUGCACGCCUCCGACGAACCGCCCGCGGAACAGCGAACACAACGGGCGCACAAGCCCGCGAAGCAAGACAGGCGCGCGGCUCAGCAGACUGAGUACCCAGAAGGGAAGCACAGGGCGACGAACUGGCAGCAACGACCAAGCGACCAAAAGAACAGAACAAGCGGACAGAAGACGACAGAACGCCCACACGAGUAAGCUCCCAACGAAGUACCAUGCAACUAGUACAGGGCCAAAGCGGGACAACAAUCUGCCCGAAUUUCUGCACCAAUUUCAGAAAUUAGCGAGCUGGUUUUGUGUGAACUUUCGGCAACUUUCGGGGAUGCAUUUGCUGGGCGUUGGAUCUUGUAAAUGUAAAUGAGCAACAUAGGAAUCGGAAAAGGAUCAGCCACACGAGGAGGUAGACAGGUUUGAACUAUGACUGAUAUUAGCAGCCCUUUUCCUAGCGAGAAGGAUUUUUUUAAGGAACGUCUUUCCCACCUAAUUGUUUAGUAGGAACCAACUCUCGCUGUCUAAGUCUAACUGCAGAGCCUGAAGACUGUUUAACCUACUGAAUUUGUAACUAUUAAUGCAUUCAACCAACCACAAACUAAUUGCGCUCUACCUCUAAGAAUCAGAAAGAAUGCGCGCAGACGGAGCACAAGGAAAAGGACGACAGACGCGAAGUAGUGAACGUGAAGCAGGUAAAGCGUGCAAAGACUGAGCUAGAGAGCGCGAUUAAGCAUGCACUGGCGGUGAAAGCCGCGAAUGGCUUUAAAGAGAUUUAAGGCUACCUCUGAACCAUCUCUAUGAUAGGGAUCAUCCACCGAGCGCAUAUGAGCGAUAGUACCUUUCAUCUGGGGGAUGAUCCCUACAGGGAUGAACUGGGGGUAGCUCCAACAGACCAGAAAGGCAGAUUUUGACAAGCUCACGGAGAAUGGUGAGAAAGCCCAGAAGGCGUUUACUGGUCUAGACGAUGAAAAGCAGAGAUUGGAGAAUGAGAUCAGAGAACUACAAGACGAGCUGAAAAUUAAGGGCUCACUUUUUAGCGAUUCAUAGGGUACUAGCCACAGGUGGACGAGGAGGCGGAUGAGGAGAGUAACACUUCUGAGCUUCCUCUACAGCAAAACUCUUCUACAACUAGUACUGGUGGUUCUGUAGCUCUGUACCGAAAAACUGUUUGAAACAUUUUGAGAAGGUACAAGUUGAAACUUUGGAUGGAGAAAGUCGGAAAAUUUUGCGUUGAAUUUCCCUGACUGGGAUCUCGAGAAAGUCGGGAACAAGGUAAUUUUUGAUCUCUGCCUCUAAGAGUCAGUGUAGCAAGGAGCGAGGAGAAAUGAAUCAGAGGGAAAUUGCGAAGAAGCUCCUGCAAGACAAAGAAGAGCAGCGCAGGAGGCCCGAAGCGGAGCAGGAGGGGGCGGAGAAAGUGAGCAGCCAGCUGAAGACGGAGCCGGAGAAGCAGGCAGUGACAGUGCAGGAAUUGCAGGCGAAGAAUGCCGCACUAGAGAAGCAGCUGAAGAAGACGGAGCUGCAGGAGGCGAAGAAGCUGGGCGACCAGCUGGAGAGCGAGAAGCAGAAGGUGCAGGAGCUGGAGGCGAGAAACGCCGAACUUUAUGGGCAGUCAGUCAUUAUUAUCUUGUGUUGGGUACUAUGCUCUGUGCAGGCGUCUCAAUUUUUGAUUUCUUGAAGGGAAAAAAAAAUCCAGUCAAGAGGGAGAGAGAGAGGAAGCAAGAAACCCUCUCGUCAUCAUACCAAUAACCCUUUCUCGUUUACUUGGUUGCUUUUAGAUGAGAUUAUAGUAGGGCCUGAGCACUACCACUACCUGUUUUAAGAACUGGAGAAGGCCGAAGCGGAGCUGCAGGAGGCGAAGGAGCUGAGUAGCCAGGAACUGGAGAGCGAGAAGCAGAAGAUACAGGAGCUGGAGGCGAGGACCGCCGAACUUUAUGGACAGUCAGUCAUUAUCAUCGAUCUUGUGUGAGGUACUCUGCUCAGUGCAGGUACUCUGCUCAGUGCAGGUACUCUGCUCAGUGCAGGUGCUCUGCUCUGUGCAGGCGUCUCAAUAUUUGACUUCUUGAAGGGGAAAAAGAAGCUAGUCAAGCUCGAGGGGGAGAGUGAGAGAAAGCAAGAACUUCCCCCGUCAUCAUACCCGUCUACUUGGUUGCUCUUAGAUUGAUAGGAUCAUAGUAGUGCUUGAGGAUUAGCUAGGAGUAGGACUACCACUACCUGUUCUAAGAACUGGAGAAGGCCGAAGCGCUGAGUAGGCAGGAACUGGAAAGCGAGAAGCACAAAGUGCAACAGCUGGAGACCAAGGACACCGCAACUGAAGAAGAGACACAGGUGGCUAGCGAGAACAGUGAAAAUUAUGCGAUGUGAGUGAUCUAGGAAGUUAUCACCGCGUUGUUGCUCUAGAGCAUUUAUAGAACCUGCUAUGAUCUUUUGCUUUUGACUGCGCAGUUGGCUUAGUGGUUUAGGCGUGGGCCAUGGCCUGUUCACUUAUCCGUCCGUAAUAAAGGUAAUUGGAAUUAUGUGGCCUCGUGGCUUCUGGUUCUGCUUGGUUGAGAGGACUGCAUCAUCAUGAUGCCACCUCUAAUCUAUAUGCGGAAGCUCAAGCUGUGGCAAUGGCAAUCGUAAUCUGAGAGGCAGUAGCGAAGCCACGUCGUCGAAGUUGAUGCAGCACCCAGAGCUGGGAGGGAAGUAGUACCACUCCAGGAAGGAAAGAUUUAUAGAGACUCUUACCGUUGUUCCUUUCACGUCUUAUUCGUCUUGUUGCUACUUUCACGUUAACCACGAACGUCAAGGCUGACGCAUGAUCUCAAAAGGAGAAGGACACUCAUUCAAAGCAGAUUCAUAGUCGUAAUUUCAAAUAUGGUGUCGAACUAAUACCAGUGCAAAAAAUUGAUUAUGAGUUAGCUUUUUUUCAAUUAAUAGUAAAGAUGAUCAAAUUAUCUCUUUUUGUUGUUGAAUCAUCCUCAAUACUAUCGCAGGACUCACUAGACCACUGAACAAUAAUAACUAGCUACUAUCUCGCACUCAAAAAUCAGUUCAUCUACUUACGACGAACGACCAUGUCAGAUUCAGAUAUCAGAACUCAGGAAUGAGAAAGGUAGGAUGAAGAAUACGCAAGCAAGAGUGUCAGCGUCAGUUUUACUCUCACAAGUACGGAACCUCAUCAGUCGCAGUAGUACAGAACUCCUCUGCCUGGAGUUAAAAAUCUGCUAAACCACAACUACUAAGCUAGAUCGUCCAAGAACCGACGAGAAUAUAUUGUAAUACAAAAAAUACAUCAACAGCUAUUCUUCUUGUAUCAUGUACGAUUCGGUCGUCGGCCCUGAAUUGCUACCAGGAUAUACGUAGAUUUGUGGCCAAAUGUACGGUCUUAUGCGCCACGACCAGUAUGUAACUUGGAUGACAAUCGUUGAACAUGUUAAUUGAUUGCUUGAAAGGGCGGUGGCAUAUAGUCCUAACGCAAAAAAAAAAAACUCUACGGGCACUACGGACAGUGUCAUCAGGGGCACACACAUGACAUGACGUCGAGCGAACAUACCGAGCUGGACAAGGCUGCUGAAUGGCCUCACCGCUGACAGAGAAGUCAGGACCAGAAGCAGCAUGACGUGAUUUUAUAAAUUGGCUCAGUUUGUAUCAACGUGUUGGAUUUUGUAUCAUGGCCCCUUAAGUACACAGC
Molecule: messenger RNA, 9479 nt
Organism: Amoebophrya sp. A25
Lineage: Eukaryota; Dinophyceae; Syndiniales; Amoebophryaceae
Source: the annotation of a GenBank genome assembly